AUGAUUGCUCUUCUGUUGCUUGGAUACAGGAACUUGACCAUCAGUGAGCAGCGUGCCAUUAUGGCCGAGAGUGAGAUAUACGAUCUCGAUGUAUAUAAAGCAUUUACUGAAUGCACAGACUUUGGUGCAAUGUUCAUGAACCCGAUUGUAAAUAAAAUUGGAUACACAACUUUCGAUCUUCAAGCUGGCGAAUCCGUUUGCAUUGUUGGAAGUAUGGUUAUUGGAGGCUCUGGUAGUUAUCAUGUUGAUGCUGCCAUUGCCAAAUCUACAGAUGACGGACCUAAGUGGGAAACAAUAUCUAAGGAUAAUGCAAUUUUCGUUGUCCCAGAUGUCAAAGCUAAAGUUGAUUUCUCCAAAGUUAAUUAUGUUGAAUUAGCUCAAGACUUAUUCAGCUUGGUUACAGUACUUGCACCUCCUGUUUCUAAGAUCAAAUGCAACGAUGGCGCGGCCUGCACAGUUCAAAUUCACCCAGUUCCACCUUCCUACUCUAUUGAUAUCAAGAAUUCAGAAGUAUACAAUGUUGAUGUUAGCUUCAAGCUUAAGAACGUCUUCUCGACCAAGGAAUCCGGAUCAUUCGAUAUCAAGUACAAGACUAGUGGAGAUAUCUCGGCUACAUCAUUUAAAGCAUCAAUUGAUUUCACACAAGGUCUUUACUUAUCUUCAACAAAGAAGAAGUUCACAUAUUCCAGAGACGAGAAAGUUGAUUUCAUAGCAGGUAACGAUGACAACAGAGACACAUACCUAUUUAUUCCAUGCCAUGAAGAUAAGGAAGGAACAAUCGCAACAUCGAAAAGCAAUUGGUUUAUUCCAUUUUUCAAUGUGAAAGAUAUUUUCAGCAGCCUUUCAUUUUCUUUGAACCCAAUUAAAGAUAAUAUUGCAAAGGCUGUAAAUGUUAAUGGAAAAACAACCAUCUCAUGGUCUCCUGUAUCAUCUGCUGCAAGUACAACAGGAUCAAAAUCAAGUGACCCAGAUAAAGUGUACUACGAAGAAGGAACAUACAAUGUUCCAGAGAAAGGUGGUGCUUAUGAUAAAGAUGAUGUCAAGGAAUCCAGCAGCAGCAGUGAUGAUCCAUGGUAUAUCAAGUACAAGACAAUCUUGAUCAUUGUUGGUGCUGUCAUUGUUGUGGCUAUUGUUGCAACUCUCACUGUUAUCAUAUUGAUGAAGAAGAACAAGAAGAAUAACAAUAAAAGUGGCAACGGAAAUAAAGGUGCUGAUGCAGUUUAA
Molecule: messenger RNA, 1224 nt
Organism: Trichomonas vaginalis G3
Lineage: Eukaryota; Parabasalia; Trichomonadida; Trichomonadidae
Product: glycoprotein 38 family
Exons: 1
Coding region: 1-1224 (407 amino acids)
Source: RefSeq, a predicted model, not a curated record